Messenger RNA from Gekko japonicus, 2629 nucleotides. It is a transcript of the gene PDGFD, whose product is annotated as platelet derived growth factor D. Bases 186 to 1304 code for a protein of 372 amino acids. The record is from RefSeq and is a predicted model, not a curated record. Gene Ontology annotation, biological process: positive regulation of MAP kinase activity; positive regulation of protein autophosphorylation; positive regulation of cell migration. Gene Ontology annotation, cellular component: membrane. Gene Ontology annotation, molecular function: growth factor activity; platelet-derived growth factor receptor binding. Lineage: Eukaryota; Metazoa; Chordata; Lepidosauria; Squamata; Gekkonidae. The transcript is spliced from 7 exons.
GCCAAUAAAAAAAGUUAUUGGGGAUUCGCUUGGAGAGUAGAUCGAGCGAGAGCGCAAAGAGGCGUAACUAUCUGCUCGCUUUAAGCAAAAGUAUACCGAGAACGAAGAUCUCUCCUUUGGAAGAGGGGAGUCGCGUUUGAUCUGUAUUCUUGGAGCCGCUGUGUGCCAAGCACCAAGGGGUCCCGAUGCAACUGCCGGCGCCCUUCCUCCUUUACGUCGUGGCCUGGGCCAACUUUUGCCACCGCCACGGCUCCGCCGCCCAGAGCGGAUCUAUCCGAGCGCUGCGAGCCUCGAACCUGCGGAGAGACGAGAGCAAUCACCUCACAGCCUUGUACCGGAAAGAGGAGACCAUCAACGUCCGGGGAAAUGGCCACAUUCACAGCCCCCGUUUCCCGAACAGCUACCCACGGAACUUGUUGUUGACAUGGAAGCUUCUUUCACCUGAGAAUACAAGGAUACAACUGGUGUUCGAUAGUCAGUUUGGACUGGAAGAGCCAGAGAAUGAAAUCUGCAGGUACGACUUUGUGGAAGUGGAAGACAUAUCUGAAAUCAGCACCAUUAUCCGAGGACGAUGGUGCGGGCACAAGGAGGUCCCUCCAAGGAUAACAUCAAGAACAAAUCAGCUGAAGAUAACUUUCAAGUCUGAUGACUACUUUGUGGCUAAACCCGGAUUCAAAAUUUAUUAUUCCCGUGUGGAUGAUCUGCAGCCUGCCGCAUCUGAAACCAACUGGGAAUCAGUCACAAGCCCUGUCUUGGGGGUAUCCUUUCACUCUCCAUCAGUGACUGACCCGACUCUUACUGCAGAAGCUCUGGAUCAGACCAUUGCUGGCUUUGACACCGUGGAAGAACUGCUCAGGCACUUUAAUCCAGACACUUGGCAAGAAGAUCUCGAGACUCUGUACACAGACACUGCCCAGUACAGAGGGAGGAACUUCUACGAAAGGAAGUCAAAAGUUGACCUGGACAGGCUAAAUGAUGAUGUGAAACGUUACAGUUGCACGCCAAGGAACUAUUCUGUCAACAUCAGGGAGGAGCUGAGGGUGACCAACGCCGUGUUCUUUCCACGCUGCCUUCUUGUCCAGCGCUGUGGUGGAAACUGUGGCUGUGGUUUUACACACUGGAAAUCCUGCACGUGCACACCAGGAAAACUAGUGAAAAAGUAUCACGAGGUGCUGAGGUUCAUCCCUGAAGCGGGUCAUAUCAGAAGAAGGGGCAGAACCAAGAACAACAUGGCGCUGAUAGAUAUUCAGCUGGAGCACCACGAGCGCUGCGAUUGUGUCUGCAGUUCAAGGCCACCCCGAUAAAGACAGACUCUCGCCAUCCUAUUUGCAACUGAAAGGACCUCUUUCUCUUCAGGAAAGGGCAGUCUGGGGAUCUUCUCCCGCAACCAUUAGACUUUGCUGAGAGCUUGCAUUGUAACUGGUAGAGAGACAUCCGCAGCAUUUCAGCCUAAAGUACCAAGUGCCGCGACAGCUAAUCAAUAAUAAUGUAGAUUUACAUACCUAAUCCAAAUGUGGGAUUAAACAAUUAAACACAGAAAGGGAAACUCUAGUGCCGAAAACAUUAGUGUCUGCAAUGAGACCUACCUGCAUGUUGGCAAUUAAACUUACAGCUGAAUUUCGUUUUCAGAAUAGUACGUGCCUAAUGAUAGCAGGGGGCACAUGUGCUUGUUUCACAUAUUCUUACGCACAACUCUUCCUGCAGGUAAACCUUUAAGCACACUUACACCUAUGCAAGGGGGGGGGUCCAUGACGGCAUACUUUGAAAAUAGUUAAUUUGUAAAUUGCAGCCCAAUCCAGGAUCCAGAAGAUAUAAAAAUUGUGUAGAGUCACUUAGUGGAUCCGAUGUACUGGGUAUGCAAAGUCCAGAUUUUGUAUUAGGAGCAAGAGACCGCAUCCAGCCAUAAGCGGAUGCAUGCCUUACAAUAAGCAAACCAUCCUAUGCAAACCUGUGCAUAGCAUUGCACACUGAACAGCCGGGAAUGCUGGAACAUGCCCAUAAAUAUUCUGUUCCUUUGUACAAUUUUCUAGGUUGAGGCAAAGAGCUUCCCCAAAGAGCUGGCCCUCCUUACCUCAAAAUACAGGUGCACAAAAUAUGAAAAGAAUAAUGAAGAUUAUGAGGGGCAGAAUUGUCCGUAUGAAAUACCUUUUUAAAUUGGGCCAGCUACAAAUGCGGCCACCUGAUGCUGGGGUCCAUCCUGAGCACUCUGUUGGCUGCUCUCAGGGCCAGAAUAGCAAGUCAAACAAUGUCAAGUUUAAGAGGCUCUACAGCAUCACCAAAAAAGGAGGGUAAUUUAGUACUUUUUAGUUUUAAAAAAUGGAUUUAGAGUCCCAUCAUAAUCUGAGGCCCUAAACUGUAGUUUACUUAACUUGUUCAUAAAUCCAGUUCUGAAUGCUCUGUUCUCCAAACAGUGAUCUAGAUGCCACUAUAUUCCUUUUCAUUAGGAUGCCACAGUAGAUUUUCAGGAGAAUGUACGGAAAUCUUCAGCUGGUUCUGGAAGCUGCCUGCAGCAUCCCUCCCCACCUCCAACAUCUACAGGCAUCUUCAGAGUUGGACAAAGGCCUCAGUACGCUUCAUGUAGUGCUACUAGGCCCCUAGUUGGGGGGAGGAUUCCCUGCCCCAUUUCCUA